Messenger RNA from Arachis ipaensis, 2112 nucleotides. The record is from RefSeq and is a predicted model, not a curated record. Lineage: Eukaryota; Viridiplantae; Streptophyta; Magnoliopsida; Fabales; Fabaceae.
GCCUUAGAUGGUUUUAUAUAUUUUGGCGGUUCUGAUGAUUAUGGCGAUUUUGAACCGCCGUUUUCACGCACAUAUAAAAAGAGAAAAAUUGCAAUCCCUGGCUCAUUCAACGCCGUUCUUCCUUUUAGCUAGGGCUUCUAUCCUCUCUGAACAUACAACACUCUCAUUUCCUCAGUGUAAAGAAGCUCUCCGACAACGCCUUCUUCCUUCUAGGGCUUCUCCUCUCUCCGCCGGUUACGAUCUCUCCAGCUCUGUUAGGGAUUUUUGGGUCUUCCGUUGAAGCAUUGGAUUGACGUUGGUGCGGGGGUGAUUGACGACGAUCUCAGGUCCUCUUUCGCUUACUUCUAUUAAGGAGGACUUUGAUGAAUUCAGCGAUGUUGAUGAACUAUACAGCUCAUUGCCUUUAGAUAAGGUGGAGACUCUUGAAGAUCUUGUUACAAUCCCCCCUGGCCUAUCUAAGGUCACUUCCCUACCCCUCCUGCUCUCACUUCCCAGUUUUGAAAAAAAUUAAUUUGCAUAUAUACCACUACUUGAGAAGGAAAAGUUCACAAAGCCAUUGUUACAGCCACAAAAUUAUCAUUUGGAAGAGUCCCUCUUAGUAAUGUCAAUCGAUAAGUCAUGGAUUGAAAAACCACGAAACACGCAUGAGUAUAAAGAUGGUCUAAACAAGUUUUUGGAUUUCGCUUUUGAGCAUCGAUCUCUCGGGGGUCAUCAGAUUAAAUGCCCUUGUCCGGUGUGUGGUUUUGGCAAGUGACAAACAAGAGAGAAAGUUUUUGAACAUUUAAUAGUCAAGCCAUUUCCAGAAAACUACAAAGUUUGGUAUUGGCAUGGUGAAGAAGCAGUUGGAGUUGGGUCACAAGCUCAUCAAACUAGUCAUAUUGUACAAGAUGAUUUGACAUCUCAAUAUCCAAUGGUAACAAUGCUCAAUGACGCGUUUGGAGUUACUGGACCUGACUUGAAUGAAGAUGGAUAUGGAGAUGAAGACAACAUAGAAGAUGGAGAUGAAGAUGAAGACAAUAUAGAAGAUGGAGAUGGAGACAAUGCAGAAAAUGUAAAAUUUUACAAGUUGUUGGAAGAUGGUAGUGAACAAUUGUAUGAAGGGUGCACAAAGUAUUCAAAACUGUCUUUCUUGAUUAGUCUAUAUCACAUAAAGUGCUUAUACAGAAUAAGCGACAAAGCAUGACCGAAAUUCUCAAGUUAAUAAAAGAUGCUUUUGGAAAUGCGAAGAUUUCAAAUACAUUCUAUGAGGCGAAGAAAACCAUAAACAAACUAGGGCUUAAUUAUACCAAGAUACCUGCUUGCCCUAAUGACUGCAUGUUAUAUUGGGGGGAGGAUGAAGAUUUGCAAGAAUGCAAAAGAUGCAAGACAUCUAAAUGGAGCGAUGCUAAAAAGAAGAAACCGGCAAAGAUCUUGCGAUACUUUCCACUAAAACCGAGACUUCAACGAUUAUUCAUGUGUUCUAAGACUGCUCAAUCAAUGCGAUGGCAUGCUUCGGCAGAAAAGAAAGAUUCGAAGAUGAGGCAUCCGUGGGAUUCUGAAGCUUGGAAGACAUUUGAUUUACUUCAUGAUAGGUUUGACGAAGAUCCUCGAAAUGUACGUCUUGGUCUUGCAGCGGAUGGAUUCAACCCCUUUGGAGCUAUGCGCACAAACUAUAGCGUUUGGCCAGUGGUGCUUAUUCCAUACAAUCGACCUCCAUGGGAGUGCAUGAAGCCAGCAUCACUAAUCUUGUCAAUGAUUAUUCCCGGAGAGAAAAUGCCGGGGAACAACAUAGACAUAUACUUACAACCUCUUAUCAAAGAGUUAAAAGAGUUGUGGCAUGAUGGUGUUCAAACAUUAGAUAGGUUCAAGAAUGAAAUGUUUACAUUGCGAGCAGCAUUAAUGUGGACAAUUAGUGAUUUUCUAGGCCUUGGUAACUUAUCUGGGUGGAACGUACACAGUAAAUAUGCUUGUCCCACAUGUAACUUCAACACUGAUUCAUAUAGAUUAAAGCAUGGUGGAAAAUGGUGUUUUUUGGGGCAUCGCCGUUUCUUAGAAAGGGGUCAUAAGUUUAAGCUAAGUCGUUGGUAUGUGAAAUUGUUACUCAGGUUGUGAAUUGUUGUUCGAAAUUGAUUC